CCAAUUUCCUUUUUUUAUCCUUACCACUUUACCAGCUGGCAGAGAGCCUUCCUUUCCGGAUUCUCUAUUUCCUUUCCUCAUUCCCAAUCUUCGAUCCUUCCCUAAAAACAACUGACGAGAGAUCGAUGAUGAUGAUGAAGAUGCCUUGGAGGAGGAAGAGCAGGAGCUUCCAUCUUCAGCUACAAGGGGCAAUUGGUACCAUUCAAUCUCCAUUCCUAUUCUCAUUUACCAAUUAUUGCCAUUCUUCUACUUCCACACUUGAAGAAGCACUUUUCUUGACAAAUAACUUCAAAUCUGCUUCUUUUACGCACCUUGAUGAUGCCAUUGCUUCCUUCAAUCAUGUAAUUCAUAAGCAUCCUCUGCCUUCUAGGGUUCCAUUUAAUAGAUUUUUAUCUGCCCUUGUGAAAAUGAAACAAUAUCACACUGUCCUUUCCAUGUCCAAAACAAUUGAAUUGCUAGGAAUCUCUCACGAUGUUUAUUCUCUUAGCAUCUUAAUUAAUUGCUUCUGCCACUUACACCUUGUGGAUUUUGGCUUCUCUGUUUUUGGUAAGAUGCUAAAAUUUGGAUUGGAGCCUGACGUUGUCACGUUUAAUACCUUAAUUAAUGGGCUUUCUAUAGAGAGUAAAAUGGACAAAGCAUUGGAAUUUUUCGAUGAUAUGGUUGCACGUGGUUAUCAACCUAAUGUUCGUACUUACAGUGUGAUAAUAAACGUAUUGUGUAAAUUUGGGAAAACAAAUGUGGCUAUUGGGCUACUAAAGGAAAUGGCUGAUAGAGGUUGUGAGCCAGAUGUUGUGACAUACAAUGCAAUCAUUGACACCCUCUGCAAAGAUGAGCUAGUUGGUGAGGCUUUAGAGCUCUUCUCUCAAAUGAGGAAUAAGGGCAUUUCACCUGAUGUCAUCACUUACACUGGUUUAAUUCACGGUGUUUGCAAAUUAGGCCAAAAGAACCAAGCUUUGGCCUUGAUGAAUGAAAUGGUGGAGCAGAACAUAUCACCUGAUGUUUAUACCUUCAGUGUAUUGAUUGACGCUCUUUGUAAGGAUGGAAUGGUUUCAGAGGCUCAAAAUACAUUCAAUAUAAUGAUUCAAAGAGGUGUAGAGCCUAAUGUGGUCACCUACAAUUCCUUAAUUGAUGGUCUUUGCAUUUCAGACCAAUUGAAGGAAGCUUUGGCCUUGUUGAAAGAAAUGGUGGGGAGGAACAUAUCCCCUGAUGUUUUUACCUUCAAUAUAUUGAUCGACACUCUUUGUAAGAAAGGACUGGUUUCAAUUGCACAGAAUAUAAUCAAAAUAAUGAUUCAAAGAGGUGUGGAACCUGAUGUUGUCACUUAUAAUUCAUUGAUGGAUGGAUAUUGUCUGUGCAAGCAAAUUGAUAAGGCUAGAAAGCUAUUUGAUCUGAUGGUGAUCAAUGAAAUAGCUGACAUUUUUAGCUACAACAUUUUGAUCAAUGGAUAUUGUAAGUGCAAAAUGAUAGAUGAUGCAAAGGAAAUUUUUGAUGAAAUGUCUCAUAAAGGUUUAGUUUCUGAUGCUGUUACUUAUCAUACUCUUAUAAAUGGUAUGUUUCAAGCAGGGAGGCCCCAAAAUGCAAAAGAGCUCUUUAAGGAUAUGUGCUCUCAUGGUCAACAACCAAAUAUAGUAACCUUCUCAAUUAUGAUUGAUGGCUUGUGUAGACAGGGGAAUCUCGAUGGGGCACUCACACUAUUGAAAGCAAUGGAGAAAAGUCAGUUGAAGCCUAAUUUUGUGAUCUAUAGCAGUCUGAUCAAUGGUAUGUGCAAAGUUGGGAAGAUUAAUGAUGCCAAGGAACUUUUUUCUGGUCUUUUUAAAAUUGGUUUACAACCUGAUGUUUGUGUAUAUAAUGCAAUUAUGAAAGGACUCUGCCAACAAGGAUUAAUGGAUGAAGCGUAUAAGUUAUUUAAAGACAUGGAAAAGGUAGGAUGUUUACCAAAUAGUUGUUGUUAUAAUAUCAUCAUUCAAGGGUUUCUCAGGCAUGAGGAUUUACCAAAAGCAUCAGAACUAAUCAACGAAAUGGUUGAUAAGGGGUUCUCUGCUGAUGAUGCUACCACAGAAUUGGUAGUACAUUUGUCGCAGAAUAAUGAUCUCAUUCUAAGCAAACUACGAAAUCGUUCUGAGGCUUCUAAAGCUGUGCAAUUCGGAUUGGAGCCUACCACUGUGACAUUUACUACAUUAAUUAAUGGGCUUUGUAUGGAGAGUAAAAUGGAUAAAACAGUGGAAUUUUUCGAUGAUAUGGGUGCACGUGGUUAUCAACCUGAUGUUUGUACUUUCAAUGUGAUAGUAAACGGAAUGUGUAAAUUUGGAAAAACAAAUGUGGCUAUUGGGCUACUAAAGGGAAUGGCUGAUAGAGGUUGUGAGCCAGAUGUUGUGACAUACGGAGCAAUCAUUGACGCCCUUUGCAAGGAUGAGCUAGUUGGUGAGGCUUUAGAGCUCUUCUCUCAAAUGAGGAAUAAGGGCAUUUCACCUAAUGUCAUCACUUACAAUAGUUUAAUUCACGGUGUUUGCAAAUUAGGCCAAAAGAACCAAGCUUUGGCCUUGAUGAAUGAAAUGGUGGAGCAAAACAUAUCACCUAAUGUUUAUACCUUCAGUGUAUUGAUUGACGCUCUUUGUAAGGAUGGAAUGGUUGCAGAGGCUCAAAAUACAUUCAAUGUAAUGAUUCAAAGAGGUGUAGAGCCUGAUGUGGUCACCUACAAUUCCUUAAUUGAUGGUCUUUGCAUUUCAGACCAAUUCAAGGAAGCUUUGGCCUUGUUGAAAGAAAUGGUGGGGAGGAACAUAUCCCCUAGUGUUUUUACCUUCAAUAUAUUGAUCGACACUCUUUGUAAGAAAGGACUGGUUUCAAAUGCACAGAAAAUAAUCAAGAUAAUGAUUCAAAGAGGUGUGGAACCUGAUGUUGUCACUUAUAAUUCAUUGAUGGAUGGAUAUUGUCUGUGCAAGCAAAUUGAUAAGGCUAGAAAGGUAUUUGAUCUGAUGGUGACCAAUGAAAUAGCUGACAUUUUAGGCUACAACAUUUUGAUCAAUGGAUAUUGUAAGUGCAAAAUGAUAGAUGAUGCAAAGGAGCUUUUUGUUGAAAUGUCUCAUAAAGGUUUAGUUCCUAAUGCUGUUACUUAUUCUACUCUUAUAAAUGGUAUGUUUCAAGCAGGGAGGCCCCAAACUGCACAGGAGCUCUUUAAGAAUAUGUGCUCUCAUGGUCAACAGCCAAAUAUAGUAACCUUCUCAAUUAUGAUUGAUGGCUUGUGUAGACAGGGGAAUCUCGAUGAGGCACUCACACUAUUGAAAGAAAUGGAGAAAAGUCAGUUGAAGCCUAAUUUUGUGAUCUAUAGCAGUCUGAUCAAUGGUAUGUGCAAAGUUGGGAAGAUUAAUGAUGCCAAGGAACUGUUUUCUAGUCUUUUUGAAAUUGGUUUACAGCCUGAUGUUUGUGUAUAUAAUGCAAUUAUGAAAGGACUCUGCCAACAAGGAUUAAUGGAUGAAGCAUAUAAGUUAUUUAAAGACAUGGAAAAGGUAGGAUGUUUACCAAAUAAUUGUUGUUAUAAUAUCAUCAUUCAAGGGUUUCUCAAGCAUGAGGAUUUACCAAAAGCAUCAGAACUAAUCAACGAAAUGGUUGAUAAGGGGUUCUCUACCGAUGAUGCUACCACAGAAUUGGUAGUACAUUUAUCGCAGAAUAAUAAUCUUAUUCUGAGGCUUUUAAAGGUGCGCAAUGAGGGAUCAGCAAACUAAAGUUGUUAUAUCUUGACCAUUCAAGUGUAUCUUGGACUGCAACUUGGUAAUUACCUUUUUCAAAUAUAAUAGAUAUGUAAUUUAACUAACUUCCUCAAAUAUCAUUUUUAAUUUCAAU
Messenger RNA from Manihot esculenta (cassava), 3837 nucleotides. RefSeq names its product protein Rf1, mitochondrial-like. The transcript is spliced from 2 exons. The record is from RefSeq and is a predicted model, not a curated record. The coding region runs from base 126 to 3719 and encodes 1197 amino acids. NCBI's taxonomy places the organism in Eukaryota, Viridiplantae, Streptophyta, Magnoliopsida, Malpighiales, Euphorbiaceae. Gene Ontology annotation, molecular function: protein binding.